Molecule: messenger RNA, 6035 nt
Organism: Fundulus heteroclitus (mummichog)
Lineage: Eukaryota; Metazoa; Chordata; Actinopteri; Cyprinodontiformes; Fundulidae
Gene: sall1a
Product: spalt-like transcription factor 1a
Exons: 3
Coding region: 823-4746 (1307 amino acids)
Biological process (GO): regulation of transcription by RNA polymerase II
Cellular component (GO): nucleus
Molecular function (GO): DNA-binding transcription factor activity, RNA polymerase II-specific; RNA polymerase II cis-regulatory region sequence-specific DNA binding
Source: RefSeq, a predicted model, not a curated record
AAGUUUGUUUAUUCGCAGAGCGCUGUGCGUGGUGAAAACGUGUUAGUUAAGUAACUCCCUUUCUGCUAAUAAUAAUCCAAUAAAGCACUGUUUUAUUUUGGGGGGUCCUGAAUCCGCAGCGUGGACCUUUAAAGGAACGCGUUUUUUUUUUUUUUUCGCGUGGAUCAUUUAUGCUCUUUUUUUGUUGUUUGUUUGUUUUCGGCGCACUAAACUCUCUCACAACAGUUUGGUGUUCAAAGUAACAAGAGCCCGAAUCCCGACCAUCUUAAUGCCAGAGCGCUGCGAAGAGAGAGAGAGAGAGAGAAAGAACGGGAAGAAAGUUUUUCUCAGAGAGCGGCAGAGACUGCGGUGCGCAUCUAUCCAGGCUGAUCGCUGCUGAAUCUGUGUGAAAGACUGAAAAGAUCCGGCCGCAGGAAUGGACUCGAGAAGCUGACAUUCCCCUGUAGUAGUCCAGAUAAGCUCCUGGCUUGGCUCACAGAAGGGGUUAAACCGUAUCUAAAGGGAGUUUGGAAACGCCAGCCUUUCUUUCCGUACGGAUCAACUCAUUGGGUGGGAGCUGAGAGAGAGACAAGAGUCCCCAGCAAAUCAGGAGCUAAUUGAUUAAAGAGACUUCAUUUGAAUAGGAGGGGGGCUGGCGAGGUGCCAAUCGCCUUUCAAAGAAGCCCCCCCUCCAACCCUCCACCACCUCCGUAUGAUUAAUCGCACGGCAUUAUUGAUAAUCAUAACGGGGCACAUGCGCGGUGGAUGGGCUCGAUUUACGUAAUUUUUGAGGAGGUUUUGUAGUCAUUUUUUUAUUCUUUGCCUGCUGAUGUGCCAGCCAGCAUGUCGCGGAGGAAACAAGCAAAGCCGCAACACUUCCAGUCCGAUCCUCAUCUGCCUUUACCGGAGCACAAUGGGGACACUGGACUUUGCUCUGAGGACCCCCCCUUCAAGGAGUCAGACGCCCAUGUCUGCAGUAGAUGUUGUGCUGAGUUCUUUGAACUUCCAGAUUUUGAGGAACACCAGAAAAAUUGCACUAAGAAUCAGCUAGUUUUGAUAGUAAAUGAAAAUCCUGCCUCCCCCGCUGGAAGUUUCUCACCCGGGUCUCCUUCCCAUAAUCCUGAUGACCAGAUGAAUGACACAGCUAAUAACACUGAUCAAACAGAGUGCAGAGAGCUGUUGGAGCCCAACAACCUUGAAAAAGACGAAUCCAUGGACAUGGAUGUUUCCGGAAUGAGCAGUGGCCAAGAAGAGGAAGGCGGUCAAAUAGAGAGUGGGAGCUCCAUUGAUACAGUCAGCGGCCAUGCAGGGAGGGGUACCUCUGGCCCUGCAGUAGGUACUUCGGUUAUCUCUGCCUCACUACCUCAGCUCAGUAACCUCACUGAACUGGGAAACUUCUCCAUGAUCAACAGCAAUGUCAUAAUUGAAAAUCUUCAGAGCACUAAAGUGGCCGUGGCUCAAUUCUCCCAAGAGACCCGAUCCACUGGGGGACCCAGGGUGGCUGUGCCAGCCCUGAUGGAGCAGCUUUUAGCCCUGCAACAGCAGCAGAUCCACCAGCUGCAGCUCAUAGAGCAAAUCCGCCAUCAGAUAUUACUAUUAGCUUCUCAGUCUCCAGAAAUGCAGGUACCCCCAACUUCUGCUCCAGGCACAAUGGGGCCUGCUGCCAGCCCAUUGACCACACUAAGCUCCCAUCUCUCUCAACAGCUGGCUGCAGCCGCAGGCCUCGCGCAGAACCUGGCAAGUCAGUCAGCCAGCAUCAGUAGCCUAAAACAACUGGCUGCAGCAGCGCAGCUACCUCAGCCGAACCCAAGCAGCAGUGAGACAUCUCAGAGUGUUACAACACUGGGACCAUCAACAGUCAAUCCUCAGUCCUCUGACAAGAGGCCUAGUGUUAUGAGUAGCCUCCACUCUCAGCUAAGUAACUCCUCGCUUGCUAAAUCAUCAACGCCAGCAUUUGGAAUAGGUAGCUUAUUAAGUUCUGCAGUGAAUCCCCUUCUACCUCAGCCCCCACCUGGAAACCCCAUGUUCACAAGCUCACUGCCCAGUGUUGGCACCACUGUUGAGGACCUGAACUCUCUAGCUGUUCUGGCCCAACAGAGGAAAGGCAAGCCGCCAAAUGUAACAUCAUUUGAACACAAGACUAGCUCUGACGAGGCUUUCUUCAAACAUAAGUGCAGGUUUUGUGGCAAGGUGUUUGGGAGUGACAGUGCCUUGCAAAUCCAUCUUCGCUCUCACACAGGUGAGAGACCAUACAAGUGUAAUAUCUGUGGUAACCGCUUUUCCACUCGUGGUAACCUGAAGGUGCAUUUCCAGCGUCAUAAAGAAAAAUACCCACAUAUCCAGAUGAACCCCUAUCCUGUUCCCGAGCAUCUAGACAACAUACCAACAAGUACUGGUAUACCAUAUGGCAUGUCUAUGCCACCUGAAAAACCUGUCACUAGCUGGCUGGACAGCAAGCCAGUUUUACCCACUCUGACAACCUCAGUUGGUAUGCUUCUUCCACCAACUAUGCCGAGCUUGCCCCAUUUCAUCAAAAAGGAAGAUCAUUCUAUAGCCAUAGCUAGCCCUUCUGUUACUGCAAAGAAUGACUCAUGUGCUACUGAGCUUUCAGCUAAAACUAAUGAUGGAGUGUCUGAAGAGGGUGAAGGUGCAACUUUACCUACCUCAAAUGGAAAAACUGAAGAAGGAAGCCACUCGUCAGUCUUAAUGACAAAUGUGAGUUCUGCAUCGGAGAGUACUGCAGAAUAUACAACUUCUAACAGCCCACCUAUGAUGACCAACCCACUCAUGCCUCUUCUGACUGAUCAGUUCAAGGCUAAGUUCCCUUUUGGAGGUAUCCUGGAUCCUCUCCAGGGGUCAGAGACCUCCAAACUACAGCAGCUUGUGGAAAACAUUGACAGGAAGGUGACAGACCCAAACGAAUGUGUCAUCUGCCACCGUGUAUUGAGCUGCCAGAGUGCUCUAAAAAUGCACUAUCGCACUCACACAGGGGAGAGGCCUUUCAAGUGUAAAAUCUGUGGUAGAGCAUUCACCACCAAGGGAAAUCUAAAAACCCACUACAGCGUUCACAGGGCCAUGCCUCCUCUAAGAGUUCAACACUCCUGCCCCAUUUGUCAGAAGAAGUUCACAAAUGCUGUGGUUCUUCAGCAACAUAUCCGUAUGCACAUGGGUGGGCAGAUCCCCAACACCCCUUUGCCAGAAAGUUAUCCAGAGUCCAUGGCCUCUGAUACUGGCUCAUAUGAUGAGAGAAACUUUGAUGAUCUUGAUAAUUUCUCCGAUGACAACAUUGAGGGGAUGGAUGAAGGCCCAGAUAGCAGUGUACCAGACACACCCAGGUCAGUUGAUGCUUCCCAAGACAGUCUAUGUAAUUCCCCAAACCCCCAUGAAAUGGAAAACCAGGAGGGACAGGACAAAAUUGGUCAAGAAAAUGUUCAGAGUAAUGAAAUGGAAGAGGUCCCAACCAGCCAGUUGAAGCUCAGUGCAAAUGGCUUUGUUGAGGGGGAUUGCCUCACCAAUGACUCCUCAUCUCUCGGAGGGGAUGUUGAAAGCCAAAGUGCUGGGAGUCCAGCUGUGUCAGAAUCUACCUCCUCCAUGCAGGCUCCAUCUCCCUCUAGCAUGCAACUACAACCACGCAAAUCUCCUAGCCUUGAAGAAAGGCAACAGAGGGCCUUAUCAAUGGACCACACCAGUGCAAGCCUUCUGCACUCUCACCCCUCCAACAUUGGAGCCCUAGACCUGACAUCUGUUAAUCCCUCUAGAGAUCCUCUGGGCAUGAUAUUUCCCUUUCGUGAGCGUAGCACCAUCAAAAACACAUCAUGUGACAUCUGUGGAAAAACCUUUGCUUGUCAGAGUGCCUUGGACAUUCACUAUCGAAGCCAUACCAAAGAGCGACCAUUUAUUUGCACGGCUUGUAACAGAGGUUUUUCCACCAAAGGUAACCUCAAGCAGCACAUGUUAACUCAUCAAAUGAGAGAUCUUCCCUCGCAGCUCUUUGAGCCGUCAAACACCAGCCUGUCCUCCAGCCCAACCCCUUCCCUCCUUUCCGUUGGAUCUCUCAGCAAACCAGAGGUCAAUGGCUUUCUCCAUAGCCUCCACCAAGAGAACAAAGAUGUCACCCCAGGCUUGGUCACAUCAUCUGCAUCCACCUCCCCAGUGCUCUCGGCUGCUCCACCACGCAGGACUCCCAAACAACAUUUCUGCAACACCUGUGGGAAGUGUUUCUCUUCAUCCAGUGCUCUACAGAUCCAUGAGAGAACCCACACAGGGGAAAAACCGUUUGCCUGCAGCAUCUGUGGUCGGGCUUUCACCACCAAAGGAAACCUCAAGGUCCACAUGGGCACACACAUGUGGAACAGUGCUCCUGCCAGACGGGGCCGUAGGCUCUCUGUGGACGGUCCAAUGGCCUUCUUGGGCACAAACCCAGUAAAGUUCCCCGAAAUCUUUCAGAAAGACAUGGCAUCAAGGGGAAGCAACGGGGACCCGGCCAGCUUCUGGAACCAGUACGCAGCAGCCUUCUCCAACGGGCUGGCAAUGAAGACGAAUGAAAUCUCUGUCAUUCAGAAUGGAGGCAUCCCAUCUCUGUCGGGCAGCGUGGGAAACGGGGGCAGCUCUCCUAUAGGUGGCCUCACAGGCAGCCUAGACAGGCUGCACAGCGCUGAGCCCAACGCCGCUCUCGCCGGCCUCGAGAAAAUGGCCAACACAGAGAAUGGGUCGCACUUCCGGUUCACACGCUUCAUGGAGGAUAAUAAAGAGAUUGUCACCAAUUAGCGUGCAUGCGCCUGUGUUUGGUACAGACAUGCAUAGGUGCCUCUAGGCACCGCGAACACAUGUGUACGCACGGAGAAGAAGAGACGGGAAGAGAACAAGACGAGGAUAAAAAUCAACUGGACUGCUUUGCUCGCCAUUGAACCUUCACGGACACUCGUGUGAAGACAAGUUGCUUUUUUUGUACAAUGUACAUGUUAUAGUUUUACGGAGCUUAUUUAUUAGUGAUUAUAACCUUGCUUGAAAACAAGUGGAAGCAUUAACAGUUAGGGUUUGUUUAUUUUUAAAACCAGAAUGGGUAUGUAUGGGUGCUUUAAAUAUGUGCUUCGGAGACUUAGAGAAUCUGGUUGGAUAACCUAACCUUGGCAUUAAGUUAUUUUCUGUCUGUAGUUACUAUAACCGAGCUGUCUGUGUUCAUGUGAUACAUUAGCCCUGUAAUAAACAAAACAAAUGUGCUGUAAAUAAUGUACACUGAUCUCCGGUAGAUGGUCUAACAUCUGUGUGUUUCCCCUUCCCUUGUUGAGACAAAACAAUGACAUUCAAGCAAGGGACAAAAUUAUGUGAUAGUUCCUAUUUUCUAGUUGUUGUUUACCUUUAUCUUAUUUAAGGAAGGCAAAAUAUUAAAGUUUGCUACAUUUCAAGAGUUUCUUUAGUGUUAACUUGUUUUAUUGUUACAAUUCUUGGCUAUUUUACUUUUCAUUUCUGUUUACUUACAUUUUUUUUGUUUUUUUUUUCUUCUAUUUGUUGCUCUUGUCUUGAGCAAGACGGUUACACAGAGGGGGAAUAUUCCGUCAGGUUUAUUUUAUUUGGAGCCCUGGCAGCCAAUCAGUCGAGAGGGAUUCUCUUGUAGUUUCUCAGCUGGAUUUCCACAUUGCUGCUAUGUCCGAGCAACCUCCCUAUGUCAUCAAGUGCAAAGUCAUGUGUUGAAGCUUCUGUAAAUACGUUCAGAUUUGGUAAAUCCAACGUCCCAUGUGGGAUAAUGUACAUACUUCAUUACAUGAGAAGUCCAUCACGACCUGGUGGGGGGAGGGGGGGUACAAACUGAGAGCGUUUUUAUAAAUAUAAAUAUAUAUUGGGUAUGACAACCGUUGGACUGUUACAUGCACUUUCUUGGAAAGUUGGAAGAUCUUUAUGGGUCCAGUUUCUCUACACUUUAAUACCUACUAACAACUAAGAUACUGUAAUUCUUUACUCUAAUAAUACAAUACAUCAGUUUUCCAAAAGAAACCUUUUGUGUGUGCUUGUGUGCUUUUAUUCCCUCACUCUGCAUAAAAAUAAAUGCCUUUUAACUU